AACCUGACCAACGACUGGGAGGACUACCUCGCGGUGAAGCACUUCUCGGUCGAGGGCCAGCUCGAGUUCAAGUCGAUCGUGUUCGUGCCCAAGCGCCCGCCGUUCGACCUGUUCGAGACCCGCAAGAAGCGGGCCAACGUCAAGCUCUACGUGCGCCGGGUCUUCAUCACCGACGACUGCGAGGAGCUCGUGCCCGAGUGGCUCAACUUCGUGCGCGGCAUCGUCGACUCGGAGGACCUGCCGCUCAACAUCUCGCGCGAGAUGCUCCAGCAGAACAAGAUCCUGCGCGUCAUCCGGAAGAACCUGGUCAAGAAGUGCAUCGAGCUCUUCAACGAGAUCGCCGAGAAGAAAGAGGACUUUGACAAGUUCUACGAGGCCUUCGGCAAGAACAUCAAGUACGGCAUCCACGAGGACUCGACCAACCGGACGAAGCUGGCGGAGCUGCUGAGGUUCCAUUCGACGAAGUCGGGCGCGGAGAUGACGUCGUUCAAGGACUACGUGACGCGGAUGAAGGAGAACCAGAAGGAGAUCUACUUCAUCACGGGCGAGACCAAGAAGGCGGUCGAGAGCGCGCCGUUCGUGGAGGGCCUCAAGAGGAAGGGCUACGAGGUGCUGUUCAUGGUGGAUCCCAUCGACGAGUACAUGGUGCAGCAGCUCAAGGAGUACGACGGCAAGAAGCUGGUCAACAUCACCAAGGAGGGCCUCAAGCUCGACGAGACCGAGGAGGAGAAGAAGAAGGCCGAGGAGACCAAGAAGGCCAACGAGAACCUGUGCAAGGUCGUCAAGGACAUCCUCGGCGACAAGGUCGAGAAGGUGGUGAUCUCGAACAGGCUGGUGGACUCGCCGUGCGUGCUGGUGACGGGCGAGUUCGGGCCCUGCGCGACCUACAUGGUCUCGAAGAAGACGCUGGAGAUCAACCCCGACCACGCGAUCGUGACCGAGCUCAGGAAGAAGGCCGACGCCGACAAGAACGACAAGACCGUGAAGGACCUCGUGUGGCUCCUGUUCGACACGGCCCUGCUCGCGUCGGGCUUCUCGCUCGAGGAGCCGGGCGGCUUCGCCCAGCGCAUCCACCGCAUGAUCAAGCUGGGCCUCAGCAUCGAGGACACCGAGAGCGACCGCGUCAUGGGCGACGACGACCUCCCGCCGCUCGAGAGCGAGGAAGCCAGCGCUGCUGAUGAGGGCUCCAGGAUGGAGGAGGUCGACUAA
Acanthamoeba castellanii str. Neff is the source of this 1209-nucleotide messenger RNA. Its product is annotated as heat shock protein 82, putative. The transcript is spliced from 4 exons. The annotation marks the transcript as partial. The record is from RefSeq and is a predicted model, not a curated record. Gene Ontology annotation, molecular function: ATP hydrolysis activity; ATP-dependent protein folding chaperone; ATP binding. Gene Ontology annotation, cellular component: cytosol; plasma membrane; perinuclear region of cytoplasm. NCBI's taxonomy places the organism in Eukaryota, Discosea, Longamoebia, Acanthamoebidae. Gene Ontology annotation, biological process: protein folding; protein stabilization; cellular response to heat.